AUCGUGUGCACUGUGAAUUUAUCUCAUCCCAUCUCAUCUCAUCUCCCCCUUUGUCCACUUCCCUCCACCACUUCGCCGAGUGUUUGGGUUCGGGCAUCCUUCAGAUCUGUGCAUCACUGCCGAAGCGAGCCAACGAACCCCCAAAAAGGGACGGGGCAGCAUCUGACUUGACCUGACUGGUUCACGGGAAUGGAUUUGACUCGUUAGGAGACGAAGGAGUAAAUUUACAGUACCUGGCGAGCCUGGUAAGGUAAGGAGAGGAAAGGAUUCAUCCUGGACAGUGGACACAGAGGACCUGCCUGGCCUGAACUGCACUGCACUGCACUGCACUGCACUGAACCGAACUGCAGCAUUACAGCUGCCCCGAUUCUUUUUCCACUUCACAUCUCCGAUAACCAGGCACGGCGCAUCCCAUCAACAAAAUACCACCUUAAUACUUAUACCUCCCUACUGCCGAGCAGCCAGCCAUCCGUAGCAGCAUUACGUCCUGAAGGUCGAUCGCGCACUCUCUCCUUUUCACUGUACUGGUACUUGUUCGUUUGGUCGACUGCUGUUCUCUGCUGCUGCUGCUGCUUCUUCAACCUCGCUUUCUUGGUUUUUGCCCGUGCGACAAUCAGCAACUGCGACCGCCUUGCAUCAAUCCGCGGCUCCUCCUCAAAAUUCCCCAGCCCAAACCCAGCCAUUUAUUUCCCAAUACCACGCACGACUCACCCACGAGCCCCAUACCUCCUAUAAUCCAGUGGCCGGGCUCAAAUAUUUCCUCCCGAUCCACGACGCCGACAGGAGAAACGUCGCUGCGAGCGAAUCGAUCCCAUCCAUCCCUCGAUCGGACGACGCUGCACCUCCAACUCCAACUGCACCGCAUCGCACUUCCAACAAUCGAGCUGCAUCACCGGUUCCCUCUUGACAGAGGGCCUAGUCCUGGACGCCUUGGAUUAACACAGAAAACACACACAUCCCCUCUUGAGGCGCCACGAUGGCAUUCUCGCUCUUCAAGAGUAGGAAGAACGCGGACAAGGCCCAAUCAGCAAAAGAUGGAAAUGCCGCCGUCGCAGGCUCCCAGGUCUCCGUAAACUCCUCGAACAACGGAGCUGGAGCUGGAGCCCGAGGGAAUAACAAUGAGAAGGGCGCCGUGCAGGCUUCGACCCCCGGGUCGAGCGUCAAUAAUUCCAUGAACUCAUUGCAAGGAGGUGCGACGCCGAGCCCAGAGCAAGCUGCGAAUGGUCGCAGAGGAGGACCUAGCAUGGAACAGCCAGCUUCAGACCUUCCUUUACGGAAUGGUUCUGCGCCCGCGGUACAAUCUUCGAUGAAUUCAAAUCCUAAUGCCUCUCUAUACCCCUGGUCGCAGCGGCGGCUCACAUACACAACUUCACAUCCAAGUCCAUUCCCCAGAUAUGGCGCGGCGGUCAAUUCGGUGGCUUCGAAAGAGGGCGAUAUCUACCUCAUGGGCGGUCUCAUCAACAGCUCGACGGUCAAGGGGGAUCUAUGGAUGGUUGAGGCAGGGGGAAAUAUGGCUUGUUACCCCUUGGCUACGACUGCUGAAGGCCCAGGACCAAGAGUUGGGCAUGCCAGUUUGCUGGUUGGGAAUGCGUUUAUUGUUUACGGAGGAGAUACCAAGAUGGACGAUUCCGAUGUGCUGGACGAGACUUUGUACCUCCUUAAUACCUCAACACGGCAAUGGUCAAGAGCAGUACCAGCUGGACCUCGACCCUCUGGAAGAUAUGGGCAUUCCCUGAACAUUUUAGGGUCAAAGAUUUAUGUUUUUGGUGGUCAGGUGGAGGGAUACUUCAUGAAUGACCUGGUUGCUUUUGAUUUGAACCAAUUACAGGUACCUACGAACAGAUGGGAAAUGCUCAUUCGGAAUAGCGAAGAGGGUGGACCACCCCCUGGACAAAUACCUCCGGCCAGAACGAAUCAUUCGAUUGUCACAUACAACGAGAAGUUAUAUUUAUUUGGAGGAACAAAUGGCUUCCAAUGGUUUAAUGAUGUAUGGUGCUAUGAUCCAAUACCAAACACUUGGGUGGCACUAGACUGUAUCGGUUACAUACCCGCCCCUCGAGAAGGUCACGCAGCUGCGAUUGUCGACGAUGUAAUGUAUAUCUUUGGAGGACGAACGGAAGAGGGAGCAGAUCUUGGCGAUUUGGCAGCCUUUAGGAUAUCCUCGAGGAGAUGGUACACAUUUCAAAAUAUGGGACCGUCUCCCUCUCCCAGGUCCGGACACAGCAUGACAGCGUACAACAAGCAGGUUGUAGUUUUAGCCGGUGAACCGAGUACCGCGACGAGAGAAGCUGGGGAUUUGGGCAUUGUUUACCUUCUGGAUACGAGCAAGAUUCGCUACCCGAAUGACCAAGCUGCUCAGCCAGCUCCGGUAGCAGACCGAAUUUCUGGACAACGGAGACCGAGUGCAACGGAUAAGACUGGAAUGGGUGCAAGUAGAGGCUUAAGUUCUCGGGAUGGCUCUACUAUCCCGGAGUCGAAGAGAUUGAAUGGAGCCUCUAGAGAGCAAGGAUUUGGUCGAGGGAACGGUGCGCCUGGUGUGAAUGGUAAUGAUAUGAAUGGGGUUGCUCCAGGAUCAGCGCAGCCGCAAGGAGCUCCAUUAGGACCACCUCCUCAGGGACCUCCUCCGAACGCAGCUCAGCAGAACGGUCCACCAGGAGGAUCGAAGCUUCCAAGAGCGUCAAUGGCACAAUCGCCGCCAGGUCCACCACCACAGCAGCAAGCUCCAACACCUAGAGCGAACGCUACUAAUGCACAAAUCGGACCGCCUGGGCAAAAUGGAGCUCCUACAGGGCGUGGCAAGCCUCAAGGGAAACCCGAGCGUGGAUUUGGACCUGCGAUUGACACCUCUGUACAAAAUCGGUCAGUGGACAAUAUUGUUCAGAUGUCAUCGCCUCAAAGUGGACGGAAUAUGUCACCUGCUCCGAGAGAAUCUCCACAGACUCGAGAAAGCCCAGUUAUGAAUGGACGUCGAACACCUACACAAGCGCAGACAUCGAAACCUACAACCUCGGAAAAUGGUCCUCCGGUGAGCAUGAAUGCAGCCGUUGCAAGUGCCAGUAGAUCCUCCUCCAAGACAAGACAAGGCCGCCAACAAGGCUCAAUAGACAGUACUAGCGAGCAGUCUUCGUUACGGAAUGUCACCAACGCUCGACAAACGUCUCCUCCGCCUCCGUCUCGCCAGACAAGUAAUCCGCUAGUUAGAAAGGGCUCUGCACGAAAUUCGCAAACUGUGGCUAUUCUCAAAGAACUUGAUGCAGCCAAGAACCGAAAUGCUUGGUAUGCUUCGGAGCUCGAGCUGGCACGGAAGGCUGGAUACACGCCAAAUCCAUCGAGUAGUCCUAUUCUUGACCAGAGAGCGGCAGAAUCGUUCGACGAUGAUGACAAGCCACUAAUUGAAGCUCUGAUUGCGAUGAAGAAUGAACUUGCGAAUGUCCAAGGAUCGAUAGACAAGCAAGCUGUUCUCGCAGCAAAGAAGAUUGCUGAGGUCGAGAAACAACGAGAUGCAGCUGUGAGCGAAGCAGUCUAUGCGAAAGCAAAACUCGCGGCGUAUAGUGGAAGCCAGAAUAGCACGCCACAGCCAUAUGCCGAUGCUCGAGAUUUAAGCUCCAUGUCCAAUGAUCGAUCGGCGGAUAUUAGUCGCAAGCUUGCAACUGCCUUGGCCGAGCAACGAGAUCUGAAGAACAAAGUCGAGAUGCUAACCACGGAACUUGAAGCUGAGAGACGUGGACGACAGCUGGCAGAAGACACUACGAAUGCUGCACAGGGUAGGUUAUCCGAGCUGGAGGCUUACAAGCAGAGAAACUCGUCGGAAGUCGAGCACCUGAAAGCAGAACUACACGAGUUCCAGAUCAGAGCGAGAGAAGAGGCGGUUGUCUGUGCUGAAGCAGUUGCCGCCGCGCAAUUACUCAAAGCAGACAAGGAGGAACUGGAGGCUAGACACAGAGAGGUCGUUGGUUCGACCAAGGAUAACAGCGACAGUUUCGAGUCACUAAGAUCAGCACUCGCUUCUUCUGCGGACAUGAGAAGCGUCUUGGAGCGAAAGCUAGAGGAAGAGCGUGCAGUCCGGGAGAAGGUUGAGGCCAAGCUGAUUAGUCUUAAGGCCGAACAUGAGGCGAGGACAACCGAACUCGAAACAGCUACCCGACGCCUGAGAGAUGCCGAAGAACUUGCUGAACAACAUGCGAACGAGGCCCGAACUCAUCGCCAGGCUGUGAUGUCAGGUCUCGAUCGUGUUGUGGCUCGAGAUGUCGGUGGAAAGUCUGCACCAAGCGAAGACAGAGCUGUUGCCCUCCAAGCACAGGUUCAAGCGGCAAAUGCGCUGGUUCGAAAGUACCAGCAAGCAGCAGAUACAGCCUCCGAGAAGCUUCGAAGCGCUGAAGAGCGUAUCGCUGGUCUGGAAGCUUAUCAAGAACAAGCCAGUCGAGAGGGCAUGUCUAUCAGAAAGCAACUUCAGGCUACUAUGCGCGAGGUGCAAACCCUUCAAGCCAGCAACUCUGACAUGAAAUACCAACUCGCAAACCAGCAACUGGAGACCAAUGCGGUUCAUGUUCAGCACAAUACCCUGAAGGAUAUCCUUGGUGAGCGAGGUAUAAGUCCUGUCAGUGCUGUUCGGACUCGCGGUUUGUCUAGUCCUCAGUCUGGGUCUAAUACUCCUGAUAUUUCACGCCUUCGCGAGUUGGAACAUCAACUUGCGACAAGUGUUCAGGCACACGAAGAGACCAAGCAGACGUUUGAGGCACAGCAACAGGAAAGCGAGAACACUUACCGUGAGAAGCUGUCUCAGCUGGAGAACGACUAUCAAUCUGCAGUUCACUACGUGAAGGGUACUGAGAAGAUGCUCAAGCGUAUGAAGGAUGAGCUAUCGAAAUACAAGGCUGAUAACACCCGACUGAAGGAGCAGCUUCUUGAGGCGGAUGAUAAGAACGGUGCAUCUCGUGAUGCAUCGAGUGGAUGGGAAGAGGAACGUGCUUCGCUCAACAAGCAAAUCGAAGCCCUGCAAGCUGAGAUCCAGUCUUCGGCUAGUACUUUGGAGCGUCAAAUAGCUGAAGUGAGGAAGCAGUUGGCAGCAUCUCAACAAGAGCGCGACCAGCUGAAGGAGAGUCACGAACAAUCGCAACGUCAAUUAACAACUGCUACUCAGCAAGCUAGAUCCGACCUAGCACAAUUACAGCAAGAGAAUACCUUGCUGGAGCGACGUGCUCAAGAUGCCGAGCAAAAGGUCUCGUUACUUCUUGACCAGGUCGAAUCAUCAGUUGACAACUACCGUCGACAAUCUCGACAAGUGGAAUCGAAUGGUGCCGUGACCACUUCCCAUCACCGAACUCUCUCCGCCGACUCCGUCUCCGAAACCUCCCUCUACGACGGCGCCAACCGCAACUCCAUGGCUCUCGACAGCCUCGCCAACGAGCUCGAAACCCUACGCUCCCACUGGGAAAACACCAACAAGAACUACCGCCUCAGCAACGCCUUUGAUUUCGAGGAACGCAACACCGCGCGCGGCCCUAAUGAAGGACUCGGCGCCUCGAACGUCGGAGAUGGUCUGAGUGGUAGUCUGAGCGAGUGGCGGAAGAGACUCGAUGCCGAGGAGGAGGCGAGUAGGAGUCGGAAGGGGAGCGAGACGCUUUCGCCGACGGGGAGUACGGGCUUGGGCUUGGGGGCGGGGAAGAGGGAGAUGAGUCCGAGUGGGAAGGAGGUUGGGGCUGGUGUUGGGGGAGCGAAUAAGAGUCAGGUUAAUCUGAUAUGAGACCUUUCGUCUCUCGCCGACAUACUGGACCUCAUGAAGACUUCGCGCUGCUGAGGGGAGAAAAAAUCGACUUCUGUACUCGAUGAAGGAGGUACAAGUGGGCAAAUGGCACGUGUAGUAAUGCAAAAGCGCUGCGAUUCGCUUGGAUGAUUGGAGCAUGCAUGCAUGCAUGGAAACAGGAUGGGCAUAAUUUUUGACCUGAGACCUGAUAUUGAAGAAACGCGUGAUGGGGGUGUACCUUUGUUGUUGUUGUUGUUGUAAUUUUUUUUGUGUCCGUUCUGCACGGAUCGGGUCCAUAGGAUUUAUGGCGGCGUUUUUUUUUUUUUUUUUUUGAUCUCGUGUUCUGCUCUGGAUCCGAUGGUUGAAAUUCUUCUUCUUCUUGUUGUUGUUGUUGUUGUUGCUUUUUCGCUUCUUACCUCUUGAGUUACUGUCCCCGUGCUCUCUCUCUCUGUCUCUCUCUGCGUAAUGAGGGGAAGGGAUGAAAGGGAUGGGAUGGGAAUAUACACUUUUUUUGUUGGCUCGGUUUUUUAUUUUGUGGUUUAUGAGUAUGUGUCUGUGUUCGUGUGUGUGUGUGUGAUAUUUUGAUUCGAUUCUCUCUGUUCGUGUUGGUGCUUGUGUUGGAUGGAUGGAUGGAUGGUAGUUUUUCCUAUUUUUUUGGUGGUGGGAUGAAGGAGGAAAUGAAGCAAGAGAGGCUGAUACAAAUAACGGAUUAUGAAAGGGUUUUAUGAUCUGUUGCUUUUGAAGGGUUGGUUUGGUUCGUGUGUGUGUGUGUGUGUGUAUUUGACUCUAUGAGAGGAGGGGAGGGGAGAUGCAUGCAUGUCAGGGUUGGAGAGGAGGCGAGGGGACAUGUGGUGUGUGGUGGGGAUGGCUGGAGGAGACAAGAGGCAGAGGGAGAGAAAUAAGGGAGAGGAAGAGAUAAUGUACAAUACUAGACUACUAUACUACUACUGUCUGUGGUAUGUGGUCUGUGGUAUGUGGUCUGUGGUAUGUGGGGUUAAGGAAUGAAUGAAUAAAUGGAUGGAUGAACACCCGUUAAUCUACUCAUCGAUUGUGCUGCUUACCUACGUGCUUGUUUGAUUCUUUACUUACUUGCUUGCUUGCUGGAAAUGAGUAGUAAGUGUGUGCUGGGUGAGAUUUUAACCUGGUGGGAGAAGAGUGAGUGAGUGAUGGUAGCUGGUAGAUGGUAGUCGAAUGGUGGAUGGUUGAUGGUUGAUGGUAGUUGAAUGGUGGAUAGUGGAUGGUUGACUAGUUGAUCUAUGGAUAGGGUAGGAGAGGAUAGGAUAAGGUGCGAAAUGGGGAGAGGUCAAGAAGUCGAGGUAGGAGAGGAACCUUGUGUUUAGAUGGAGG
Molecule: messenger RNA, 7090 nt
Organism: Cadophora gregata
Lineage: Eukaryota; Fungi; Ascomycota; Leotiomycetes; Helotiales; Ploettnerulaceae
Gene: KEL2
Product: Negative regulator of mitotic exit
Exons: 4
Coding region: 977-5743 (1588 amino acids)
Biological process (GO): regulation of cell shape
Molecular function (GO): protein binding
Source: RefSeq, a predicted model, not a curated record